AUGCGCGUGUCUCAUGUACUCCUUAGUCGGAAUGCGUAUUUCAAAUUCAUGGUAUGUCUAUUGAUACUCUCCUGUAUUCUUAUGCGAGGACAAAUCAAUGUCGGCACCAGUUUUAUCAGUGAUGAACUCUUAUGGAAGCGAGGUCCUGAUCCCAAUCAGUUCGAAGAGAGAAAUUCCAAUUACUCUUACAAUUUCUUAUUGCAUUGGAGCAAUUACGAAAUUCAAUUACCACAAAGUUUUCAUGGAUCAGAUAUGGAGCCGUUCACGGAUUAUGAUACUCUAUCGAUAUAUGAAGUUUGCAUGCAGAUGAUUCUAAUGUCCAAUCAGCUGCGACAUAUUCUUAUUCUCCCGAAGCGGGUUUUCGUCGUGGGUCACAGUAUGUACAAAGACAGCUUUAUCGAGAAGAACGAAGAAAUCCAAAGGAGGCUGAAUGUAACCAUUCGGCAGGUUGAAGCAGAUUUUCAAUCCAUCAAGGCAACGAUACAGACGACUAGAUGA
Ostertagia ostertagi is the source of this 498-nucleotide messenger RNA. The record is from the annotation of a GenBank genome assembly. NCBI's taxonomy places the organism in Eukaryota, Metazoa, Nematoda, Chromadorea, Rhabditida, Trichostrongylidae.